UUUCAUAUGUUUCAUAUUUUCAACGCAGAUAACAGAAACUUUUGGGCAAUUAUCUUUAUCUUAUAACAAAACCUUUGACGAAAAUGGUUUGUCGCCCAGUCCCGUAUCAGGAAAAGCGUCCAAUGUAUUACGGGACAUUCUGAAUCAGGAGAGUCUUGUACGCUUCUCUAUGGUACAAAGAAUCCAGAGGUUGGUUAUGGAUGCCAUAGACAAUAAAAACAAUGGACAGAUUAUAAAGACAAAGCUUCGGGAUGUGAUUAAAGAGUUACAGGAUUUGGAGACAAAAGACCAGAGAAUAGAGGCAGAAAACUCUAAACUUAAACAAGAAAUGAAGGCUUUGAAUGUAACAUUAAAUAACACAAAAUACCUGACAAUGGAGGAAUUUCGGAAUCUUAACGAGACGGGAAUAUGGAACCUUAGAACACAUUUAAUAGAUAAAUUACAAGCUAUAGAGAAAAAAGAACAGCGUAUAAUGGAACAAUUCAAAUCCUUGAAUGAAUCAGGAAUAAACAACCUUAAUGGACAAGCAUUAACUCUACAGAAAGAAAACCAGAAAUUGACUGUGGAAAGUUCGAAAACUAAAACUCUACUGUCAGUUAUUGAAAGAAAAAUAGACAUUUUGAAUAGCUCCUAUUCUUCAUCUAAAAACGAGAUUCAGAAGUUGACUCUUCAAAAUGAUAAAUUAUUACGAGGUGAUAUCAGGAAGCUGAAUGAGACAUUACUACAAAACUUUUACGAACACAUUAAAAAGAUAGAGGGCAUGUUUACACUUUUCUCCCUCUCUGUAAAUGAAACUCUAGAUGCAGUUAGUGGGGAACAAAAUAAGCAGAAUGUACAAUGGAUACAGAUUUCUCCUUACAUAUAUUCGCUUACUGACCUCACAGAAAACUUUAUCAAUUGCUUGGACAUUUUACGGAAAUAUUCGAGUCAACAGGGAAGAGAUGGGGUUUAUAAAUUAACAAUAGCCUCCAAGACAAAGUUUGUGUACUGUGACAUGACAACACAAGGUGGAGGGUGGACGGCUAUACAAAGAAGACAGGACGGGUUUACAAAUUUUUACAGGACGUGGUCAGAAUAUAAGCGAGGAUUUGGGGAUCCCUCUAAAAACUACUGGAUUGGAAAUGACGCAAUCUAUGAGCUGACAAAGAAUAAGGACCAAGAACUACGGGUUGAACUGCAAAGUUUUGAUGGUGCUGAAGCAUACGCGCACUAUUCCACAUUUUAUGUUGGGGAUGAAUACAGUAAAUACAGACUCACUUUGUCGGGAUAUUCAGGAACGGCAGGUGACAGUUUGAAAAAUCACAAUGGUAGUCACUUUUCCACUAAAGAUCAGGAUAAUGAGAGGAGUAGUCGAAACUGCGCUACACAAUAUCACGGAGCUUGGUGGUACUGGGACUGUCUCAACUCCAAUCUGAACGGAGUGUACGCCCAGUCACCUGUAUCUAAUUGGAAUCACCCGGUGUGGCAGCACUGGAGAAGUAAUACAGCGCUACAAAAGACUAUGAUGAUGAUCAGACACAAAAACUAAAGUUUUAAAAUGCAUAUCCUGUCCUGACAAGAAUGCUGAUAAUAAAUUAAAUAGUGUACUAGCUGCCGUUCAGGGGUUUUCUCCCUUGUACAAUUUGUGGGUCUCCUAAUUCUGCAUAUUGGACAAAAGAACUUUAAGUCAGGAUUAAAAUGUAUAAAAAUUA
Molecule: messenger RNA, 1691 nt
Organism: Saccostrea echinata
Lineage: Eukaryota; Metazoa; Mollusca; Bivalvia; Ostreida; Ostreidae
Product: fibrinogen-like protein 1
Exons: 5
Coding region: 170-1528 (452 amino acids)
Source: RefSeq, a predicted model, not a curated record